AUGAUUUUCAAAUUUAAAAAAUGUAAACUCAGUUAUUUUUUGAGAUCUUAUAAUAAUGGAUUUAGCUGCAAAUGGCUAGAAUAUGAUAAAUAUGGAGAUCCUUUAACAAUUCUAGAAUUGAAAAGUCAUGAUUAUUCAUCAGAUGAUAUUAAUAAAGAAAUCAUAGAAAAAAAUAUUUUGGUAAAGAUACUUGCAUCUCCUAUCAACCCAGCUGACAUAAAUAAAAUUAAUGGAACAUAUGGAUAUAAAUCAAAAGGCUUCCCAACAAUCGCAGGGACAGAGGGUGUGGCUCAAGUUAUAAAUACUUACAAUGACUGUGAUUUGAAGAAAGGUGAUAAAGUUAUUUUUAUAGGUGAUCAUUAUAUGGGAACUUGGAGAGAAUUUGGAUUUUUUAAAAGAGAACAUUUAUAUAAAAUCCCUGCUAUUCAUACAAUGGCAGCAGCAAUGUUGUUAGUAAAUCCUUGUACUGCAUAUUCACUAUUAAAAAAGUUUAUACAUUUAACACCAGGAGAUGUAAUUAUACAAAAUGGUGCUAACAGUGGUGUUGGGCAGUUUGUUAUACAACUUGCUCAUAUUUUUGGUAUUAAUACAAUAAACAUAGUAAGAAAUAGAGAAAACAUUGAUCAAUUAAUUGGAAAUUUACAAAUGUUAGGAGCUAAUUGUGUAUUUACUGAUGAUAGUUUAAAGAGUGAUACUGUAAAAAAUGUUAUAAAUAAAGUAGGAUUACCAAAGUUAGCCUUAAAUUGUGUAGGGGGACAAAAUUGUUUAGAUAUGAUUUCACAUUUACAAAAAGAUGCAACAUUAAUAACUUAUGGAGGAAUGUCAAAAAAACCAGUUAUUAUUCCUACAAAAUAUUUUAUAUUUAAUAAUCUUAAAGCAUUAGGAUUUAUGCUAAAUCACGAUAAAUCCACAAUAACUCAUGAAAUCACAGAAUUAUGUAGUUAUUUUAAUAAUAAUUAUUUAUCCUUACCAUCUUAUAAAACUUUUAAAUUGAAUGAAUAUAAAGAUGCAAUUCAUCAUUCACAAACACCAUAUAAUACAAGUAAAAGUAUGUUUGUAAAUUAA
Gordionus sp. m RMFG-2023 is the source of this 1065-nucleotide messenger RNA. Its product is annotated as enoyl-[acyl-carrier-protein] reductase, mitochondrial-like. Gene Ontology annotation, cellular component: mitochondrion. The record is from RefSeq and is a predicted model, not a curated record. The transcript has a single exon. NCBI's taxonomy places the organism in Eukaryota, Metazoa, Nematomorpha, Gordioida, Chordodea, Parachordodidae. Gene Ontology annotation, biological process: fatty acid metabolic process. The coding region runs from base 1 to 1065 and encodes 354 amino acids. Gene Ontology annotation, molecular function: trans-2-enoyl-CoA reductase (NADPH) activity.